Molecule: messenger RNA, 1363 nt
Organism: Choloepus didactylus (southern two-toed sloth)
Lineage: Eukaryota; Metazoa; Chordata; Mammalia; Pilosa; Megalonychidae
Gene: SUPT4H1
Product: SPT4 homolog, DSIF elongation factor subunit
Exons: 5
Coding region: 89-442 (117 amino acids)
Biological process (GO): positive regulation of DNA-templated transcription, elongation; chromatin organization; regulation of transcription elongation by RNA polymerase II
Cellular component (GO): DSIF complex; nucleus
Molecular function (GO): RNA polymerase II complex binding; zinc ion binding
Source: RefSeq, a predicted model, not a curated record
UGGCGUGCAUCCUGGGUAAUUUGCUGUUAACUUCCUGUGAGUGAGGAGGCCGUGGUAAGUGGCUGUGUUGUUCUUCCUCUCGGAGAAGAUGGCCUUGGAGACGGUGCCGAAGGACCUGCGGCAUCUGCGGGCUUGUUUGCUGUGUUCGCUGGUCAAGACCAUAGACCAGUUUGAAUAUGACGGCUGUGACAAUUGUGAUGCAUACCUACAGAUGAAGGGUAACCGAGAGAUGGUAUAUGACUGCACCAGCUCUUCCUUUGAUGGAAUCAUUGCAAUGAUGAGUCCAGAGGACAGCUGGGUCUCCAAGUGGCAGCGAGUUAGUAACUUUAAGCCAGGUGUGUAUGCUGUGUCAGUCACGGGUCGCCUACCCCAAGGAAUUGUACGAGAGCUGAAGAGUCGAGGAGUGGCCUACAAAUCCAGAGACACGGCUAUAAAGACCUAGCAAGAUGCAGGGCUGCCAGCAUCUUUGCUCCCCACUACCUGCCUAUUUUUUGCUUGUGGAACUAAACAGGCAGAACUGCACAUCCUCCUCACCCUCCAACUCUGAGACUCAGCAGACUGUUGAGAGAGCAGCACAGUGGUCCCCAGGCCAUUUUACCUUCUUUGGACUGCUGGUGGGGGUGGGAGGAGUUUGGGUUGGUGGAUUGACUGGGACUGAACUGAGAGGGGAGAACAAUGCUGGUUUUCCUAACCACAGGACAGUGCUGCUCAUUUGCCCAUGGGCAGGACUGUGGGCCAAAUCCAAUAAACAUGAACCCCUAGGAAAGUUCUUAAGCCCAUGAUGUAUCUUGCUUCUCUCUCCUUUUCUCUUCCCUGGGCACAGUCAGAGGUCACUUGCCCUGUAAGUAUCUUCCCAGAGCAGCAGAGGCCCUGCUGCCAGUCUUUGAGCAACUGUGCCCCCACGGUUGCAACCUCUCCAGUGUGCUUCCGGGGGUCUUGUUGGAAGGUCUGCUGUCCUGAGGCUGGGAAUCCCAUCAGCCUGGUGGUCCUGGUGUCUGGCAUCACUUGCAUCCAUUUUGCCCUCUGGACCCAUUAGCACAGUAGGUGUCCCUUGAAAGAAAUCCUGAGGCUUCUUACUGCCCUUUUCCCCUUGACCAUGUUUAAUACUUUUUCUCCUCCCUUGUUUUCUUCUUUUUACUUCUUUUCCUAUACCUUAGGCCAGCCAAUAGCAUCCAUUUCCCUCCCCUUCGUCCCCCCAACUUACCCACAUUUCCCCUAACUGGAGACUUUCAGGCCGUAGUUGGCUCCUGGGUCUUGGUCUGGCUUGUUAGUGCCUCCAUAGGAGCAGGCCUCUCCCUCUCUCCUCUGGCCUUAGUAGGGGAAUUUGUUUUUGAAUAAAAAAUUAACCAUAAAUUCUCAUUUA